AUGGCGAGCACAAAGAAGUCGAGCAAAGAGUCUAUAAAGGAAUAUGUGAUAAUGGUCGCUCGUGUGCUAUUAAUACUGUCAAUGGUGCUAUACACAUGCGUAAUCGCAUCGCCCAACCGAGACAAAUCGCAGGAAGGCGCACUAGGUGUAAUAAGCGAGCUGAAGACAUCUUCUACAGAUCAAGAAAAUAGCGCAGUGUAUGAAAACAGAGAGCCCGGUGAAGAAGGAAGUAAAGAAGCAGGCACACCAAUACCAGUUGAGCAAUUGGACAGUGCCAUAAACAUGAACGGUACUUCUACGUCUUUAGACAUGUAUGCACCAGAUGAGCACAGCAAUUCUUCUUCUACAAAAGAAGAAAAAGAAGAGGUGUAUGCUGUGACGGAUCAAACACACUAUAUAGUAGAUAUGCUUAAAACAGCGUGCAGCAAAAAGAGAGAUACACUAGAAGAGAUGGAGGGCGCUGCACGUUUGGCUUAUGAAUUUGUUACGAAAAACAAUGAAGAACUACAGAGUAUUAAAGAGAAGUAUACUAAAUAUAGUUGUGAUUACAAUUUGGAUUGUAAAAAAACAGAUGUUCUAAAAGAAAAAAUUGAAAGUUACUACCGAAAUCCAAACAAUAUAACUCGAAUUCCAAAAGACGAAAAUGCUGAAUAUGAAGCAGAAAUGAAAGAGAUUGAUGCGCUAUAUGAAAAGAUCUGUGAUGCAAAAGAAGACAAGGAAAGAGCAUUAGAUGAAUAUAUAGAAGCUGGCAUGGUUGGAAUAGACCUAGAAAAAAAUUCGAAUAUAUCGGGAGAAGACACCUUGAAGCACUACUCACAUGCGAUAGAAGAGGAGAAAGCGCUGCUU
This is a messenger RNA of Nematocida ausubeli, 846 nucleotides long. RefSeq lists its product as uncharacterized. The record is from RefSeq and is a predicted model, not a curated record. The transcript has a single exon. NCBI's taxonomy places the organism in Eukaryota, Fungi, Microsporidia. The annotation marks the transcript as partial.